Suillus subalutaceus is the source of this 240-nucleotide messenger RNA. RefSeq lists its product as uncharacterized. The record is from RefSeq and is a predicted model, not a curated record. The annotation marks the transcript as partial. Lineage: Eukaryota; Fungi; Basidiomycota; Agaricomycetes; Boletales; Suillaceae. The transcript has a single exon.
GACCAGUCAUCCAAUACAUGUCAAGUGACUGUCCCCGCCCCUGGCGCCGCACUUGUCUUCCUCUCCUCCAACGCAUAUGCAGAGUCAGGGAACCCCUCGACCCAGACAUUCUCUACCACGGCGGUCACGAAGACAGUGAACACAGCGAGGAUUGACCCGAGUGUGCUGGCAACCUCGAAUGGGAUGUCAGGAGCCACAUGGGAGCUUGGGAGUACGAGCAAGGGGAACACUGGUGCCAGC